Dermacentor andersoni is the source of this 9327-nucleotide messenger RNA. The record is from RefSeq and is a predicted model, not a curated record. NCBI's taxonomy places the organism in Eukaryota, Metazoa, Arthropoda, Arachnida, Ixodida, Ixodidae.
UUUUCUCGUUUAAUCGCGCGAGUUUGUUCUUUGUUUAUUCAGCUUGCGGUAAACCGCCGCGCAUCGCGAGCACAUGUGCAUGUUUGUGGACUGAAGAAGGAAGAAGCGAGACACAUUGGCGAAGAUAUAUGUCUCUUGCGUUCGUAAGUACUGUCGAAUAUCCUGCGCCAAAUUCUUUUCUGGCGGCUGGUAUUUUAUACCAAACGAGCACGCAUUUAACCAGUAGAAUGAGUCAAGGAAACUUGACUUAAGCCAACGAAGCAAGGGCAUUUCACGCACGACCCUGUAAGCGUCGGUGACUGGUGAUAUGUCACUGACAAUCAGUGUGACAGGCCAGCGUGAAGGUUAAUUAAGGAGAAAACGCGGGGUGUCUCUGAGGUGAAUGGUUCGCUGUUACGCUCUUCAGAGCUCGCCGAAGAAUCGCGAAGCAGCAUAGAGGCGUCGGUGACGACUGACGGCGCCCGCCGCGGGAGUCUCUGUUUAAGCUAAGGCACUGCUACCGAGGAAAAACAAAACAAGAAACGAAAUAUUUAGGGGCUGGAGAGGGGCUCGUUUUGAGGGCGGCGUUCUCUACAGAAAGAGGAGUGCGUGCGUGACUGUUUGUAUCAUUCAUGUCGUCACAAUGGCGUCGACCGACUUGCAGCGCCCUCUCUCUACGCAUCACUUUUCCCAUCCGCUCUCCAUGGGACAGGCCUGACUAUAUAACCAUCGUCUGCUCCAGCGCAGCGCCAAAAACGACUUGCGGCGUCGAGCGAUCGCGAGCUUCGCCGGCGCAAGCAAGCAAGCACAAAAGUCUGAGAUCGUCGCGUGACGGCGAACAUGGAGCGGUCCUCGCUAGCCGAGAAAAACGAGGAGUGGAUUAAGAUGGACGACCGCAAGGACAACCCGAGCAAGAAGCAGUCGCGGUUCCAGGUGGCCAAGGUGGACUUCGCCGUCGAAAAGCACUCGGACGACGAGAGCAGUUAUGAGGAGGACGGUCAUGAUCAAGACGCCGACGGCCAGCCGGACGGCCAGUCGUGGAACGCCUGCUCGUACGACACGCACAAUGUGCGCAGCCUGCGCCACUACACGCGCGAAGCCCUGCCGCGGCUCGACCACUACAGGAACAUCAUGUCAGUGCACGGACACAUGGAGCGACCCACGCUCGACGAGCUGCACAACGCUACGCUGUCGCUGCUGCCGGACCAGAAGCAGUCACUGGAGAAGUCCGCUCGCAACACUGCCGACGAGGUGGUCAUCAAGGGCAAGGGAGCCGUCAAGCUGGGAUGGAUCCAGGGAGUGUUUGUGCGAUGUCUGCUCAACAUCUGGGGCGUCAUCCUGUUCCUGCGGCUUUCCUGGGUGGUGGGGCAAGCUGGAAUUGGCCUGGGCUCCGCCAUCGUCAUCCUCGCUUCUGUCGUGACAAUGCUUACGACGCUCUCCAUGUCGGCCAUCUGCACCAACGGGGAAGUCCGUGGAGGAGGGACGUACUACAUGAUAUCUCGAAGUUUGGGGCCCGAGUUCGGUGGCUCUAUCGGCCUCAUCUUCUCGCUAGCCAACGCGGUAGCCAUAGCCCUCUACGUGGUCGGCUUCUCCGAGACCGUCCGAGACUUGUGCAAGCAACAAGGCACAUUCAUCGUGGACGGCGGCCUCAACGACGUUCGGAUAGUGAGCGGCGUCACCGUCAUCUGCCUGCUGGGAAUAGCCAUCAUCGGCACCGAGUGGGAGUCCAAGGCCCAGAUGGUGCUUCUGGUCAUCCUCCUGGUAGCCAUGGUGGACUUCCUCGUCGGAGCCGCGAUUCCCCCAAGCUUGGUUGAGCAGUCCAAGGGCUACUUCGGAUGGUCCACGGCCAUAGCGCUGGAGAACGUCGGUCCAAACUUCCAGGAAGGCGAGAACUUCUUCACCGUGUUCUCCGUCUACUUCCCGGCUGCCACGGGCAUCCUCGCCGGCGCCAAUAUCUCCGGAGACCUGGCUGACCCCCAGACGUCCAUUCCCAAGGGCACGUACCUGGCCAUCAUCGUGACGACCAUCUCGUACGUGUUCUUCGCCAUCGUGUGCGGCUGCGUGACGGUGCGCGAGGCCAACGGACUGGCGCUGGUGAACGACACCACCUUGGCGGACGUGCGAAACUGCACCCUGACCGGAGGAUGCGAGUACGGCCUGCUCAACGACAGCCAGGUGAUGGAGCUGAUAUCCGCCUUUGGUCCCUUGGUGUAUGCUGGCAUAUUCGCUGCCACCCUCUCCUCGGCCUUGGCCAGCUUGGUCAGCGCCCCCAAAGUCUUCCAGGCGCUGUGCAAGGACCGCAUCUUCCCGCACAUCGAGGUGUUCGCCAAGGGCUACGGCAAGAGCAACGAGCCUCGGCGUGGAUACCUGCUGGCCUGCGCCAUCGCGCUGGGAUGCGUCGCCAUCGGGGAGCUGAACGCCAUCGCGCCCAUCAUCUCCAACUUCUUCAUGGCUGCCUACGCGCUCAUCAACUUCUCCUGCUUCCACGCUUCGUACGCCAAGUCUCCGGGUUUCCGUCCGGCCUUCAAGUACUACAACAUGUGGCUCAGCCUGAUCGGCGCCAUGCUUUGCGUGUUCGUGAUGUUCAUCAUGAACUGGCAGACGGCGCUCAUCACCUUUGCCGUCGUCCUCGGCCUCUACAUCUACAUCAGCUACAGGAAGCCCGACGUAAACUGGGGAUCCUCGACGCAAGCACAGAUAUACAAGGACGCUCUAAACGCCGUCUACCGCCUGCAGACAGUUCAGGAGCACGUCAAGAACUACAGGCCCCAGAUCCUGGUGCUGACCGGCGACCCCAGCCACCGUCCGCCUCUGGUGGACUUCGCCUACAGCAUCACCAAGAAGCUCUCGCUGCUUAUCUGCGGCAACGUCACGCCCCACCGCCUCACGUUCCGGUCGCGCACUGCUCUCACCAACCGCGCCAACGCAUGGCUCGAGCGCCGCAAGGUCAAGGCCUUCUACACACUGGUGCGCGACGAGGACUUCACGCACGGCGUGCGAUCCCUGCUGCAGUCCUCAGGACUGGGCAAGCUCCGUCCCAACGUCGUGCUGAUCGGCUACAAGUCCAACUGGCAAACGUGCGACCGCCAGGAGGUGCUCAAGUACUUCACCGUCAUCCACGACGUGCUGGACCUGUACAUGUCCGUGUGCAUCUUGCGGCUUCCCGAGGGCCACGACUACUCCGAGUACGCCGACCAGGACGCGACGGUCGCCGCCAACGGCAAGAAGCCCGACAUGCUGACCGUUCCCGGAAUUGAACGCGAGAACUCGUCGGGGGCCUUCCCGCGAAACAUCUCCAGCGCACAGCUCUCCAUGGGUGGCAGCUCCCGGGGGCCCUCGCCGCCGGCGACUCCGCUCAUGGGCCGCGCGGUGGGCAUGCCGGGCGACGCCUUGGAGAAGGCGCCGCUGGCCGAGCCCGAGCCGGCCUCGGUGGUGGUCAACGUGAUGCCCCAGCACCACCAGGGCGCCGAGGACACGAACAAGACGUCCGACGAGCCCAAGGAGCUGCCGCUGGCCGUCAACCAGUUUCUGCGCAAGCAGAGGAAAGGAACCAUCGACGUCUGGUGGCUGUACGACGACGGAGGUCUCACGAUGCUCAUUCCGUACCUGCUGACCACACGCAACAACUGGAGCGCAUGCAAGCUGCGCGUCUUCUGUCUGGCCAACAAGAAGGAGGAACUGGACCGAGAGCAGCGAAAUAUGGCGUCGCUGCUGAGCAAGUUCCGGAUCGAGUACUCGGACGUCACGGUCAUCCCGGACAUCGUGCGGCCCCCGGCUGAAUCCAGGUGUCAAAAGUGUGAGUCACCUCUUUUUUUCGUGAUCGCAGACGUAAACUGGGGAUCCUCGACGCAAGCGCAGAUAUACAAGGACGCUCUAAACGCCGUCUACCGCCUGCAGACAGUUCAGGAACAUGUCAAGAACUACAGGCCCCAGAUCCUGGUGCUGACCGGCGACCCCAGCCACCGUCCGCCUCUGGUGGACUUCGCCUACAGCAUCACCAAGAAGCUCUCGCUGCUUAUCUGCGGCAACGUCACGCCCCACCGCCUCACGUUCCGGUCGCGCACUGCUCUCACCAACCGCGCCAACGCAUGGCUCGAGCGCCGCAAGGUCAAGGCCUUCUACACACUGGUGCGCGACGAGGACUUCACGCACGGCGUGCGAUCCCUGCUGCAGUCUUCAGGACUUGGCAAGCUCCGUCCCAACGUCGUGCUGAUCGGCUACAAGUCCAACUGGCAAACAUGCGACCGCCAGGAGGUGCUCAAGUACUUCACCGUCAUCCACGACGUGCUGGACCUGUACAUGUCCGUGUGCAUCUUGCGGCUUCCCGAGGGCCACGACUACUCCGAGUACGCCGACCAGGACGCGACGGUCGCCGCCAACGGCAAGAAGCCCGACAUGCUGACCGUUCCCGGAAUUGAGCGCGAGAACUCGUCGGGGGCCUUCCCGCGAAACAUCUCCAGCGCACAGCUCUCCAUGGGUGGCAGCUCCCGGGGGCCCUCGCCGCCGGCGACUCCGCUCAUGGGCCGCGCGGUGGGCAUGCCGGGCGACGCCUUGGAGAAGGCGCCGCUGGCCGAGCCCGAGCCGGCCUCGGUGGUGGUCAACGUGAUGCCCCAGCACCACCAGGGCGCCGAGGACACGAACAAGACGUCCGACGAGCCCAAGGAGCUGCCGCUGGCCGUCAACCAGUUUCUGCGCAAGCAGAGGAAAGGAACCAUCGACGUCUGGUGGCUGUACGACGACGGAGGUCUCACGAUGCUCAUUCCGUACCUGCUGACCACACGCAACAACUGGAGCGCAUGCAAGCUGCGCGUCUUCUGUCUGGCCAACAAGAAGGAGGAACUGGACCGAGAGCAGCGAAAUAUGGCGUCGCUGCUGAGCAAGUUCCGGAUCGAGUACUCGGACGUCACGGUCAUCCCGGACAUCGUGCGGCCCCCGGCUGAAUCCAGCAAGCGCGAGUUCGAGGACCUGGUCCGCAAGUGGCGCCGGACGGAGGACGACGACACCGAGGUGGAGCACGAUCCACUCGAGAUCUCGGACUCCGAGAUGCUCGCGCUCAGGGACAAGACGUACCGACAUCUGCGUCUUCGCGAGCUGCUGCAAACAUUCCAAGAAUGCCACUUUGGUCGCUAUGACCCUCCCGAUGCCGCGCAAGAGCACCUGCUCGGCCUCCAUGUACAUGGCGUGGCUGGAGACGCUGACCAGGGACUUGCCGCCGUUCCUGCUCAUCCGAGGCAACCAGACCAGCGUGCUCACCUUCUACUCUUAGUGACGUGCCUUCCUCUGGUGCGAGCGCCCAGAACGUCCGCGCAGCGAAACGCGCACCCACAGGCUGCAUCGUCGAAGCAACCUGGCAACGACGACGACGACGACGACGACUAGUGCGUCUUCGAAUGACGACGCGUCUUGAUUCCCUGGUGGCGGCAUUGUGCGCGCCGUCUCGCUGUUUGGACACGGGCGCGAACCGGUGCAACUGGGCUUCCGGCCCCUGCCCUUAUUUCUGUGUGCAUUUGCGUGCAUCUGUGCGUGUUUGUGUGUGUGUAUGUGUGUCGCGUUUAUUGUUUCUUACGGCCACCGUGGCACCGAAGUAGCCGCCGCCGCCGCCGCGAGCACUUUCUUUCGAGGGUCCACUACACUAUAGAACACUCCGGCUGGACGACAGCCGUGCCAAGGUGAACAGACUCUUGUCGUCGUUACAUGAUGGUGAUGGCGGUGCGUCUCGAAGAGACUGCAGUGUAUUGUUGCCCGCCUAGUACUUUAGUAUUAAGUCUAGUUGUUUACUCUUUUCUUUUCAUUGUCCUUUUUAUUUUCUUCUUCUUCUUGACGCUCUUCUGCUCCGUAACUCUUCUUUUAUGUGCUGGCGACUAUAGCGUCAUAUAGUGACGUGUUGCAGCUCGUCGGACAUAUCGAAAAACGUGGUGGUCUUCCCGAGGCGCAGUCCGAUAGCGCGACCGUCGCGCCACCUGUGUACAAAGGUUUCGGCGGCCCUUGCCCCCUCUGGCGACGCCUUAUAUAUAACUUGGGUGGGAAAACCCCCUCUACCUCUGAUGUAAUCCUGUCGCAAUAUAUGUCUUCUGUUCUGACCGAUUCGUCAAUAAGUACCCGCGUUCGCAAGCCCCUGAAAAUGAUUCCCAAUUGUGCGUUCGAGCAACGGGGGAAAAAAAAGUGCUUAGUACUGUAGGAGCAGUGCAACACAGUUGAAAAAUAACCUCUUCUAACUUCUUGUAAACCGGUGUAGUGUGUGUCCGGUGAUUCGCAUUGUGCCAUCGUGGGACCAUUUGGACCGUCUCGGCCCUUUGUUUGACGCUUGUAUAAUAAUCUGCGAUCAUGACCAUGCACAUUUCGUCGUCGUGUGCAAACGUGCGUGUGAGAUGUGAGUGUGCAGUCAUAUGUCAUCUCGCCUUCUGCCUUACGAAUGCAUAAGCACAGAAUACUUGCGAAAAAAAUAAUGGUUCAGGCUGCGGAGCUAAGCAGCAAGCCCAUUUUCAUUCAGACGUGCCCGGUCAUGCAACCUUUAGAAGUCGCUGCACCGGUCCUCCGAAUGGCAGUUUUUCUUUCCAGUUGCCUCUUUCUUACAUAUUAGCUUUUGUGGUGCGUUUGCGCACCCGACUUGGGUUUUGUACCUUUAAAACGACGCAUGUAUACAGCUCGGCCUACAUUAUGUCACUAAGAAUCCCGCGAUGUGUGUCUAAUGCGACUGUUGCUGUUAGCCACUGUCCCCACAGUAAGUAUCGGAUGGAUGGGACGUAAGCUCAUAGAAAGAAGGAAAAGUAGGUUUAGCAGUAAAUCGUUGCGUGUACCCAAUGUUAACCCACAAAUCCGCCCAUUGAAUGGACUUCCAUGUGACCCACCUAUAUAUAUAAAAAAGUUCUGGGGAAUCGUUGUUAUGCGUUGGAUCGCCUUUAGCCCCGUUUUCUUUCUUUUCUUUCUUUUUUUGUCGCAGGUCAAUACUUUUGAUUAAGCUCGUAGUACCGGGUGGCUUUAAUAAAGCAUAGCUGUAUACUGCUUUUGUGCGGCGUCGCAUACAUAUAUUUAAGACGACGACGCCAAUAUUUUUUUUUUUGUUCCAUUCAUUGCAUUUAUAAGUGUAGAGUUUGCCCGCGGAUCGCAUUUUAAGCCUGCGGCCAAACUAGCUGAGGCGAUGAAUUUUUACAAUUGUUAGUCCCUUGUAUUGUUCGUCAACUCCGUUGUGAAUCUCUCUGUCAUUUUGUUCUUUCUCUGCAAGUAUCGUCAAUGUUAGUUUUUAAACCGCUGUCUCCGGUUACAACGACCCCGUGUACGAAGUUUUACUCUUAGACGACCGUGGUAUUUCAUCGUUCAACUGCUGCGGUAUUGUUAAAGAAAAAAGAAAAGAAAGGCUCACAGGAUAUUUUUGCUUUUUAAGAACUUUUCUCACUGAGCAAUAGAGAACGACCAGCCGAAGAGCGAAAUAUUGCUUUAACGUCGCGUACUCGCUGUACAGUCUGACGGGCCUGUUUGUUUCCCGGAAUACUAUAGUGAUGGGGCGAAGCCUUACAUCGCCUGUGCAUCGAGCAGCAUACAUUAGCCAUUUAGGCGUCGCGGCAGUGCCUUUCACGCCACGGCCAUCGCGAAUUCAUCGUCGUUUUAUUCGCUCGAUGGCCAGCUUUAGUUAACGCUUCACCGUGAGCCACGCAAGCGGACGGUAGUAUGGCUAUUUGUGAAGUAGUAGCGCGCUGUUAUAGUUUUUUUUCUUUUUCAAGUUAGGCGUGAAGCGACGUUCCAAACGUCGACUUCUCCCGUUCGCGAGCACGUCUUCCAGCUUCACUUCACGAGUACUUAUCUGGGUAACUUUUCCUUCUGUACUGUUUGCAAUGCGCGUCUGUAACUUACAAUGUAUAGACCUACUGUUAAUGGCUCAACUAUUCUUUUUCGCGAUCUAUCUUUUUCUUUUUUAUCGGGGAGCGUAAACAAAGUUUCCUCGCAUUUUCGCUUUCAGUUACUAAGCGCGGGGCCCUGAAAUACAUUUCGUCAGAGCUUCAGUUUAUUUGCUUCUCAGCAGCGACACUCCCCCCCUAUUAAAAAAAUAUUGAUUGCAAGCGCUUUCUGUUACGUAGGGAUGCGGCAGUGUCGUCUAAGUAGCGUGACGCAUGGAAGCGUGAAACUGUGACGUCACGCUAUUCGGCUGGUUACUCGUCCAUUCAAAGGCGAGCGCCAGCUACGCGUGAAUCAGUGGAAACGUCGGCCCACUAGCGUCGAGUCCGUCUGCUAUAUGGAACGCGUUAGUUGGUUUACAAGAUUUCGCGAAGCACGUGUGACAUCUCCUGUGCUCGGUCAGACGCGGUCAACUUUCGCUUCACUUUAGAAGAGUUCAUUGUUGGGCUAGUUGGUUUCCCUUAAUUGAAGUAGUAACUUAGUGCGAUAAGAACGCAGAAACAAGAAAGGUGGACGAAGACAAGUGUGCUUGUCUUCGUCAACCUUUCUCGUUUCUGUGUUUCUAUCGCGCUAAGCUACUACUUCGCUUCACUUUGAUUCGCUAAUCUCGCAGGAACAAAUAUUUUAUUUUGUCAUGCAUGGAAACGGACCCGCGGUAGAUGGCGUUCCUUGUGGUCUAAGCAAGAAAAAAAAAAGCAUUCGGACGCAGCUGAACGACACCUCCUAUAUGUCGGAAGAGUUGCGCGUUCUGAUCGCAGUGUCGUCUAGGAAGGCCAUAUUGGCUAAGAGAUGUCCGAGCUUGCAAAGAUUUGAAACACGAAGUACACAAGUGUUUAUUACUUUUUGCAGGGCCCUUUUAAAUUCUGUUGUCAUUUAUAAUAGCGAUAGAGCGUAGUUCCCGGGAGACUUCUGUCGAUUGCAGAGGCUAUCAAUACAAUGCCUUCACAACAGCCUUUUCUUCCCCUCCUCGUUAACUCUCUGUGUUAUUGGUCAGGAGUCGCAUCAUUCGAAGACGCCGGUCACGUCUUCGCUAGAAAUGCUACUAUUUUUGUACGGCAAUGUAAAUAGGAAAAGUUUGGACUACCACUGUAGGCAGUAUUUUAGUUGUACAUAGUGUGUUGUAGUGUCCUCUUCCAUGCAUUUCUUUUCUUUUUACGCUGGUGUAAAGGUGGCAAAUAGCGCAAUUUUUUUUUUUUUUUUGCGCCGUCUUUGGCGCUGACCUGUAUCCAUUCUUCUUUUUUUCGUUUUUUCUUUACGAGUAUGCCUAGAAAUUUGCAGUGUCAAAACAAAGUGCCUUUGGAUAGAGGGAGUGUCUGAACGCGCCUUUCACUGUUCACACUUGUUUUUUAGGAAACUGAAUUUGCCUGACCCGCGCGGUCGUCCUCUGCGUCUCCUCCCAUUGACUGUUCCAACUUGUUUCUUGGACUUCAAUAAAUGAGAGUGUGCGGGUCAACUUAC